This is a messenger RNA of Opisthocomus hoazin, 249 nucleotides long. The record is from RefSeq and is a predicted model, not a curated record. Lineage: Eukaryota; Metazoa; Chordata; Aves; Opisthocomiformes; Opisthocomidae.
AUGAUGAGCAGUAAUUACUGCAGCAACACUUCAGCCAGCAUGAGUGUCAACGAAAUGUCUGCCUUCCCCCUGACUUUAGAACAAAAAACUGGCUUUGCCUUUGUGGGGAUUUUGUGUGUUUUCUUGGGACUUCUAAUCAUCAGAUGCUUCAAAAUCUUGCUAGACCCCUACAGUAGUAUGCCUUCUUCUACCUGGGAAGAUGAAGUUGAGGGGUUGGAUAAAGGAACAUUUGAAUAUGCUCUUGCAUGA